Molecule: messenger RNA, 468 nt
Organism: Microstroma glucosiphilum
Lineage: Eukaryota; Fungi; Basidiomycota; Exobasidiomycetes; Microstromatales; Microstromataceae
Exons: 1
Coding region: 1-468 (155 amino acids)
Source: RefSeq, a predicted model, not a curated record
AUGGAUGAGGGGCUGUGUCGGAUCGAGCUCUACUGCUCCGUUGGUUGUUGGUGGCACUUGGCCCACAACACUGUCUUUGAGGUCGCAGAACUCAAGGCUGCAGUGGAAGAGCUGGCAGCAGUUUGGAGGACAGCUGGACCAGGGCUUUCUCCGUCGCAGUCGCAACAGUCCGAGUACAAGAGACCGGAAUUCAAGUUCUGCCGCAUCAACCAUAUCGAGGACAAGAGGAGAGGGCAGGCUCAGGAAUCCUCGAGCACCUCGUUACAGGCAAGGAGGCCGGAUGAGGCUCCCUCGCCGCCGAAGAAGAGGCGCAAGCUGGUCGUCACUCUCUCAACACCCAUCAGGUACGAAGGGAGAGUGAAAGCCCAGGACGCGACGGCUCAGGGCGCUUCCGGAUCAUCAAGCUCUUCGCUGCUUACUCCCUUAGUGCCGGAGGGUUGGGGGUUCAAGGCUACGGCUGAGGAGUGA